Molecule: messenger RNA, 1230 nt
Organism: Acyrthosiphon pisum (pea aphid)
Lineage: Eukaryota; Metazoa; Arthropoda; Insecta; Hemiptera; Aphididae
Product: RNA polymerase II subunit 5-mediating protein homolog
Biological process (GO): negative regulation of phosphatase activity; negative regulation of transcription by RNA polymerase II
Molecular function (GO): phosphatase inhibitor activity; chromatin binding; transcription corepressor activity
Source: RefSeq, a predicted model, not a curated record
UCGUGCGCCAUGACGUCGUCAUCCGAUCAACAGCUGCACGACGUGCCACUGGUUCAGAAAUUCAACGCGAAGGCAUUAGAAUUUAAUACUUCAUUGGAGCUAAAGUGGAACAAUUUCAAAAAAGAAUAUGAAGAGUUAUAUACAUGCUUGGAAGAAUUUCCUAAACAGUUAUCUGUUCCAAUAUUGAUGCCACUUGGACCAAAAGUGUUUGUACGUGCACAAUUAUGUAAUACUAAUGAAGUGUUCAUUAGAUACAAUGAAGUUUUCACUAAACAAAGUGCUUAUGAAGCUAAAGCUGCGUGUGAAAGACAAAUUAAAAGGUGUGACAAUAUGAUUGAAGAUUUGAAAAAAGAAAAGGAAUUGUUCACAAAAAAUAUGUGUGUUAGACAAGAAGUUGUUGAUGUUUCAGAAAAAUUAGUAGAAAUAAAUGAACCAUAUGAUGAAGUAGAAGAGGCAGCCUGGAAUGAGAUACAUAGGCAGAAGGUAAAAGAAUAUAAGAAACGUUUAGCAGAAGAAAAACACAAACAAGAAUUAGAACAACGUCAACAAAUAUUGAAUGAAUUUAAAUCGGUAGGGUUUGAUGAUAAACUUAGUGGAUUGAAUAGACCAACACUGUUUACUGCAUCUACAGUACAUUAUACAAUUAUGAACGGGGAAGACAUUGAUAGCAAUCUUUCAAAUGAGAAUUUUAUUGAUAUGGAUGAUGACGAUGAUGAUGAUGAUGAUGACGAUGACGAUUAUGAUGAGGAGGAAGAUGAGGAUGAUGAUGAUGAUGAUGAUGAUGAUAAUGAUGAUGAAGAAGAUGAUGAAGAUAGUAAAUUAGAAAUUGUUUUUACCAAUGAUAUACCUGAAACCACUGGAGCUAUAAAAAAAAAGAAUAAAAAGCAAGUAUCAUUUAAUAAUGAUGUUCAAAUAAAAGAAUUUGUACCAAGGCCUGGAGAACAUUUUAUUCGUCGAAGAGAAGAAACAGCAACAGGAUCUAUAAGACCUGAAAUACUUGUUACGGAAAUUGAUGACAUUGUGGAAAGAGUAUCUGAUUUAUGUCCGCGAAAUGAAACUGAUGAUGAAGAAAAAAAUACAAGACCCAUAAGUAGGUUUAAAUCUAACCGGAAAUAGGUAGGAUCAAUAACAUUAUAGCAGAUGUGUAUAUAUAUAUAUUUUUUUUAUUUGGUUAAUUUAAGCAGCUAAUAAAGCUAUUGUAUACAUCAUAAUAUAUUUGUAUAUAAACGA